Messenger RNA from Trachemys scripta elegans, 1257 nucleotides. RefSeq names its product erythroid membrane-associated protein-like. Gene Ontology annotation, molecular function: protein binding. The transcript has 3 exons. NCBI's taxonomy places the organism in Eukaryota, Metazoa, Chordata, Testudines, Emydidae. The coding region runs from base 117 to 725 and encodes 202 amino acids. The record is from RefSeq and is a predicted model, not a curated record.
AAAAUUCCCACUGAAGCCAGUGUAAUUUGGGUUUCAAACUGGGCACUUAUGUAAUUGAGAAUCUCUCCUAUUGAUUCAUUUAUGUUCUUUUUUCUCUUUUCUCCCCUCUCAUUCCCAUGGACCCUCUGGCAGAACUGGGACUCACCAGAGCCCGAAGCUACGCAGUGGACGUGACUCUGGAUCCAGACACGGCAAAUCCCUGGCUCGUCCUGUCUGAGGAUCGGAAAUGUGUGAGACUCGGAGACACACGCCAGGAUCUGCCCAACAACCCUGAGAGAUUUGAUCCUUGUGUCAAUGUCCUGGGCGCUGAGGGGUUCGCCGGUGGGAGGCGUUACUGGGAGGUGGAGGUGGGAGACAAGACUGAGUGGACUCUGGGGGUUUGUAGGGAAUCUGUGAGCAGGAAGGGGGACAUCACACUCUCACCUGAUGAUGGAUACUGGGCCGUGUGGCUGGAGGAUGGGGAAUACGAGGCCGGCACCUCCUCCUCGGCCCCCCUCCCCGUGAGCGUCAGGCCCAGCCGGGUGGGGAUUUUCCUGGACUAUGAGGCGGGCGAGGUCUCAUUUUACAAUGUGACUGACGGGUCCCAUCUCUUCACUUUCACUGGCACCUUCUCUGGGACGUUCCGCCCUUAUUUCAGUCCCUCUCUCAACGCUGGGGGUACAAACGCAGCUCCCCUGAUAAUCUGCCCGGUCCCAGCUCAGGCCGGAGGGAAUCUCGGUUCCUGACAGUGACCCCGAGGCACAGACUGUCCCCUCCCAGCCCUGCUGCUCUUCCCUCCCCCAGUGGUGGGGAGCCAGUUACUGCAGCAACUGGACUUUCUGUGCUGAUCGGACGCUGCCAGUUUCCCUGUUCAACUGCAGCUUCCAGUCGAAAAACAGACACCUGGAAAACCCCCAGCCCUCACCUUUCCCCGUCCCCUGCCCCCGGGGUAGCAGAUGGGGGUGGAUGGGGUCAUUUACCCCUGUCAGAAUUUUCUACCCCUGUGAAAUCUCAACAUAAAAUAUGAAAGAAAAAAGAUUAUUCUAAUUUAGAAAAUAUUAUUGUAACAAGGUGUAAAUACAAGAACAUUUUAAUUUACAUUUCAACAGUAUUUCAAAAACAAGCAUCUAAACAUAUUUUUAGAAUUGGAAUUAUUUACAUCUAUUUUUUGAUUCUUCCCUCAAGUCUAUGUUGAAGUUUUACUUCUCUAAAUAACGUCAUUUGUAUUUCAACUGUGGAAUUUCAAGAAAUCCAAAAUAUUUAUCUUAACAAAAUAAA